Molecule: messenger RNA, 1076 nt
Organism: Cajanus cajan (pigeon pea)
Lineage: Eukaryota; Viridiplantae; Streptophyta; Magnoliopsida; Fabales; Fabaceae
Source: RefSeq, a predicted model, not a curated record
GUUGCAACCGGUAAAUGUGCAGUUACACCCAGCCGUUGCACUGUAAUUUCAACCAAGAGAGUUAUGGUCAGCCCUGCAAAACAGAUGGCUUACAUAGAGAUGAGUCGUUGUAUAUCUCCUGUUAAGACAAAUUCAGAAAAGGUAAAUAAGAGGGAUCAUGUUAGAAGCAGGUUGAACUUUGAUGCCUCUGACAUGCCUGAGAGCUUGGAGAAUUCAUUGGCCAAUGAGAUUUCUACAUCCGAGUCUGAAAAGGAAUUGGACAUAUUUGGCAUUGAUUUUCCUAACUUUGAUGCCUUAGGGAUGGACUUCUCAUUCACAGAAAUGUUGAAUGAUCUAGAUUUUUCUUGUGAAGGCAUGGAAUUUUCUUGCCAUCCAACAUCAAGUCCUUCAAUUGACAACGCAUCAGGGUCACCUCAUGAAUACAAUGGCAAUAAUGCUACGCCUGAAUUAUCAACUGUGACCGAAGUUCUAUGUGAGAAAGAUAUGAAAAUACUAGGCCCUGAUUGUUUGACUGCAAUGAAAUCUGUAACAAAAAGCAUAACAGUUAUAAGCCCUGAGAAAAACCGCCAGCUGUCAGUGGAUGAAGAAAACUGUACAUAAGUGACAAUUUGAAGAAUGACUCAUCCUGACUUAUUAAUGGGAGCUCACAGCAGGAGAAUUUUAUAUCUAUUGUUCCAAAGAAUUGUUCCCCGCCGUUGCACUUCAUUUAGGAUGAUAACCCUCGAUUCAUUUGUACCUUGCAAGCUAGCCUAUUUGGUCAAAGCUUAAAAAGUGAUCGUAGAAUGUAGAUAGCUUCCUCCCUUGUUUUGAUUUAUUUCAAGGAUUAAUCUUAGCUGGGUUGUGUUUAUAUGACAAUUAUGGUUAACAGCCUUGAAGUCUAAGUCAUUCAAGCAAUUUCUGGUUCAAUGUUGUUACACUGUUAAACUUUCAUGUAAAAGGUUAGGGGAAGACUAGACAUGCUGGGAUGCAAUCUUAAAUUGAUACCAUAAUUAUAUUACUUCAUAACUUGUAAUUUUUGUAUUUGUUAACAGUUGCUGAAAAACAAGAUAGUAAUUGGUAUAUGAUAUAUUUAAUCA